UGGACGCAGGUUUUGCCACAGCUAACAAGUGGAAAUCUGGUCAUCCCGAUCGUUACAUGGGCGCCAACACCACCCAUACACAAAAUAUGUUGCAUAUUGGCUUCAGAUGAUGGAAACGACAUAGUUACUGGCGCAUCAGAUGGAAACAUGAUUUUGUGGAGCGUUGGAAAGAAUUCGGAGUUUACUGCUCGGUGGAUGGUUACGGGUCAUCGUGCGCCUGUUCUUCAUCUCUGUCUUGCCGGUUCGCGUUCGGAUGAAGAUUCUCGUGUUUUCUUUACUGAAACACUUUGCGGUUCAGUGAUAGAUCCCAUUUCUUCCACCACCAUCGGACCCCAUCUAGUUCUUGAUCCGACCCUUCCCCGCCUAAUUUUACGUUAG
Messenger RNA from Echinostoma caproni, 378 nucleotides. The record is from the annotation of a GenBank genome assembly. NCBI's taxonomy places the organism in Eukaryota, Metazoa, Platyhelminthes, Trematoda, Plagiorchiida, Echinostomatidae.